Aspergillus steynii IBT 23096 is the source of this 1185-nucleotide messenger RNA. RefSeq lists its product as uncharacterized. The record is from RefSeq and is a predicted model, not a curated record. The transcript has a single exon. The coding region runs from base 501 to 1100 and encodes 199 amino acids. Lineage: Eukaryota; Fungi; Ascomycota; Eurotiomycetes; Eurotiales; Aspergillaceae.
UGGAGCAUCAAGGUGGCCUAUGAGCUAGCCUCCACCGCACACUUUUCCGCAGUGCGCAACCAGGUACGCGAGCAUCGGAGCCGAGAGGGCAUGGCCUCCGGGAAUACCAUGCUGAUAUCGGGACGAUCACAUUGGGCUGCGUCUUUUUUCCCAGACAUCAUCCUUGUCUCCCCUCCUCCAUCGAGGGCCAAAACGAGCACAUGAUAGUGGGAUGCCUGACAAUCAUGCCGUCUGUUGAUGUAAGGGCCAGAUGGAGGGGGUUGAUUUUUUUAUUGCCUGCGUGACAUUCGUCAGAUGCACCGUCUGGAGCCAUGUAUGGUUGCGGCAUGACCCCGAAGGGGGCGUGAACACUGUUGGUCGGCUACGAGAAUUGAUUUGAUAGCACACCGUUGGCUUUUUUUCACCUGCAUAUGUGACAAGCCCUCUCCAUCCAGACGACUGCCGCAAUGCCUUGAAGAUGAUGUCAGGUUAUUUUCCCAUGAUGCAUCUGCGGAACUCUAAUGAAAGCUCGGGGCAGGGGGUUGCCAGCAGACCCUGCCUAUGACCUGGAUUACCGCGAUACCCCAUUAACCUCUCUUGGGAAAAAGCACUCAAGACAGACCCCCCAAGACCAAAACGCCACUGUCGCAGGUGAUCCGCAUAACCGCAAUUUUCUCCCCCUGCUGUUGGGGAUAUCUGGUGCAGUAGUUCUCGGGAGAAAGCGAGCUUCGAUUUGCUGCGUGAAUCAUCCGUUGGGAGACUUUUCAUUUGAACGUGAUGUAGAUCGAGUCACCAACUGCUACGGCGCAAUCCUAUACAACCUUUUGGGAAGGAGGACAAGGGGAAAAUAUCGACUUGCAUGUGUAGUUUCUAUUAUCCUGACUCAUCUUCCUACAUUUUCUCUUGGUUUCGUACGCAAUCUUUUUUUUUAUUUCUUUUUUUUGCCUUUCCCUUUAAUUUCCCAUUAUUAUUUUUUGGGGGCCCCUUGGAUAAUGCUUUUUAUUUAUUUUUUUUAUGUUUUAAUAAUUCUUGGUGUAGCUGGGUGUUGUUGCGGCACAGUCGACCGCAGUCAUUCUCUAUCAUUUUGGAUUGAAGCCCAGGGCCGGGAGAUUCUUAUUUAAAGGCUUCUUUGACCCGGCAAAAAGUUCAGAACAUCAUCACAACAGUUCUCUCUCCAGUUCACUCCUCGAGGGAAAUCUCUUUGAG